Molecule: messenger RNA, 2583 nt
Organism: Caenorhabditis elegans
Lineage: Eukaryota; Metazoa; Nematoda; Chromadorea; Rhabditida; Rhabditidae
Gene: mogs-1
Product: Mannosyl-oligosaccharide glucosidase
Exons: 9
Coding region: 1-2391 (796 amino acids)
Biological process (GO): carbohydrate metabolic process; oligosaccharide metabolic process
Cellular component (GO): endoplasmic reticulum membrane; endoplasmic reticulum
Molecular function (GO): Glc3Man9GlcNAc2 oligosaccharide glucosidase activity; alpha-glucosidase activity
Source: RefSeq, marked reviewed
AUGCACAGGGAACAUGAAGAGAUGCACCAACCAUCAAGACGACGACGACCGCCGAGAGAAGUCGAAAGGCCAUCAGCAACUAUACGAUACGAGCCUGUCGCUGAGCCAGAACCAUGGUGCUCAUUUUGCUCUUGGGAUUUAAUCCUAAUUCUACUGGUCAUGCUGGGUGCUGGAUGUUUUAUUCUUCUUCAUCUAUAUCUCUACCCAAAUCUUGAAAAAGUCGCUCCCUUGCCAAACAUUGAUCCAGAAAAUGCUCCGUACACCUGGGGAACUUAUCGUCCACACAUGUAUUUCGGAUUACGGACUCGAUCACCAAUGUCCCCACUUUUUGGAAUGAUGUGGUACGAACAACCAAAUACAAUUCAGAGACCUCAUAUCAGGCAUUGGUGUAAUCAAGAUGAUCGUCUGCCUGGAUAUUACUGGUAUGAAGCCGAUGGACGUCAUUUCGGAAAACAAAAUAUAUCAGAAGCUCACAAAGGUGUAAUUCAAACCGAUUGGAUAAACGAUGCCAAUGGAUUUGCAGCACGUGUGAAGCUAAAUAUGGCACCGGGAAGAAGAUACAAUGUUAUUCUAUAUCUAUCAGCUCAAGAAAUUGGAACUCGAUUCCGGUUAGGCAAACAUCUGAGCGAUGUCUUUCAUGGUUACAAUGAACUUCUUGGCAAAUUCACAAUGUCCUUGAGGCUAAAGGAUAACACAAAACUUCAAACUUCUCAUUCUGUAAUGCUCACUGAUGAGAAAAUUCCCAUUGACAGAUAUCAUGAUUUUGUAGUUGACAAUACGCAAGCUUACAAUGCUCCAAACCAACCACUCAAUUAUAUUCUUAACGAGAAGCACAACGACGAAGAGGGAAAAUUCAUUGCUGUUCAGCUGAAUUUGGGAAGUCAAGCAGAAUUUGAUAUAAUUCUUCAAACUGAAAAACUGAAAGGAAUGAAACCAGAAGAAUUCACCAAUAUUCUUCGAAUUCGUUCCUAUAAUUUCAAUAAAAAGUAUGAGAAUGUCUUCCAACUUGCUGGCAAGAACUACACAAAAACUCAACUGAAAAUGGCCAAAGUCAGUUUAUCAAAUAUGCUUGGAUCAGUUGGAUAUUGGUAUGGACACAAUCGAGUUUUAUUCAAUGGAAUAGUACAACCAUAUGGUCCACAUGUAUUAUUCUCUGCUGUUCCAUCUCGACCAUUCUUCCCACGAGGAUUCCUUUGGGAUGAGGGUUUCCAUCAAAUGUUGAUACGGAAAAUGGAUUCAAAAAUGACACUUGAAGCUAUUGCAUCAUGGAUGAAUGCAAUGGAUACUAGUGGAUGGAUUCCAAGAGAAAUGAUUGUUGGAUCGGAAGCAGAAGCCAAGGUUCCAGCUGAAUUUAUACCACAGAAAAAUGAUGUUGCGAAUCCGCCGACACUGUUCUAUGUAAUGGAUAAGUUAGUUAAUGAUGAGAAGACUGUCGGAAGAUAUGCCGGAAUUCUCAAGUUAUUGUAUCCACGACUUGAAAAAUGGUUUCACUGGAUUCGUAUUACCCAAUCUGGUCCCACUCGUACUACAUACAGAUGGCGCGGACGCAAUGAAACCAUAAAAACUGAGCUCAAUCCAAAAACGUUGUCAUCUGGAUUAGACGAUUUUCCACGAGCAUCUCAUCCAUCAGAUUUGGAAUAUCAUCUAGAUUUAAGAUGUUGGCUUGCACUUGCUUCUCGAGUUUUGAAUAGACUUGCAAAAUCAUAUGGAACUGAUGCUGACUAUCAAAGAACAGCAAAAGCAAUGGAAGAAUUAAACAAUUUUGAUUCACUUGUUAAAGAUCAUUGGAGUGAAGAAGCUCAAGGGUUCUUCGAUUAUGGAAAGCAUAGUUUUGAUGUAGCUUUAUCUCCAGUUCCAACACCCGGUAGUCCACGGCAGUUUGAGUAUCAACGUGUCACAUCUCGAGCUCCAAGUUAUACUCUUGUAAGCGAUGCAUUUGGAUAUAACAAUUUGUUCCCAAUGAUGCUCAAAUUGAUUCCAUCGAAAUCUCCAAUCCUCAAGUCCAUGCUAGAUAAAAUUCGAGAUCCAAAAAUUUUGUGGACUAACUAUGGUCUUCGUUCGAUAUCCAGAAGUUCCCCAUAUUACAUGGCACGAAACACGGAGCACGAUCCACCAUACUGGCGUGGAUAUAUCUGGAUUAAUGUCAAUUAUAUGGUAUUAAGCUCGUUACGACAUUACGCUGAUCAACCUGGACCAUAUCGAGAAAAUGCGGAAAACAUUUUCAGCGAGCUGAGAGCAAAUUUGGUUAAAAAUCUAGCUACACAAUUCCAAAAAACUGGAUUCCUCUGGGAAAACUAUGACGAUCGAACUGGAGAAGGACGUGGAUGUCAUCCAUUUACUGGAUGGUCUUCUCUAAUCCUUUUGAUUAUGAGUGAUAACUUGGACACUUAGAUUUUAGAUCUAGAUUAAUUUAUUUUCCGGUUUAUUGCCAUUGACUAGUCGCUUUCUUGUUUUUAUUUUAAAAUUAUUUGUCUUUUAUGGGUACUUUUUCAUAUGUAUUUAUUUAAUUUCGCUUAUUUUUCUAUUCUACCAAUAUUUAUAUACGGUGUAUCAUCGAUUAUCUAUGAAGGGUUUAUGUUUUCG